Molecule: messenger RNA, 2271 nt
Organism: Mercenaria mercenaria
Lineage: Eukaryota; Metazoa; Mollusca; Bivalvia; Venerida; Veneridae
Source: RefSeq, a predicted model, not a curated record
GUGGGAAGAGUAAAAGACAGAAAAUAGAUGACCCUGUUCUAAAGAAGUUAAGAGGUCAUUUUGAGCAAACACUGGCAAGAGAACUUCCUGAAGAUUUUGAGCCGCACGAAGAAGAAGGCGCAGUCCGGCGUAAAUUGCGAGAUAAUCACUACGUCGUGGUUAGCGGCCAUGAGAACACUAGUUACCUUGCAACUGUAUUAUCGGCCAUCAAAAGUUCGGGCAACUACCUCAUGUCCAGAUGUGUUGAAAUAAAAAAGCUAGACGAUUGGAGACAUGUGGACCCGGAGGAAACGGAUCUUGUUAUAUACUGCGAACCUUUCCAUGACCGUGUUGUUAUAGACGACCCUCGAAGCCGGAGAGAAUUAUGUGAUACAUUUCAAAGCAUGCAAGAUUCUGCUAAAAUGUCAGACAAAGAAUCUAGAGUAGAUGUUGUGAUAGUGUCAGAACAUUCAGUGGUUGAAGCCUGGAAGGAACACAACGACAUGCAGUUAUUUGAAGAUAUCGUUGAACUGCACAGACCAACUGAUGAAGAUAACCCGGUUGAUCUAGAAACACGUCACUCAUAUAAGAGACGGGAUACUGGCGGAGUUCUAGGAAAUAUGCUAGCGCAUUCAGAUGCAUAUAUUGAGGUAUGCAAAACUGAUGUCACUGAUCAAACGUUGAUGAAGUCAGCAAGAGAGAAAUUCAAGGAACAUAAGGCGGUUGUUAUUACAGGGCCUAAAGGAAGUGGAACGACUAGAUUUGCGUUGAACCUGGUUUCAUCGCUUUAUGCUAAGAACCAGUGUGUAGUUCUUACAGCAGCUAGCGACUGGAAACAGGUGAACCUUGGCGAAGUCAGCGUAAUAAUAAUUGAUGAAUUUGCAGGCAAAUUCAGAUACAACACGUCCUUUGUUGAAGGAUGGCUGCACAACUUUGACUUGAUUUAUGCAGCUGUGAUUCAAGGAAAACUGAACGUGAUAAUAACGUGUGAAAAAUCCCGCUUUGCUAAGGUUUUAAAGACUUAUUCGGGACACGCUUUGCUGAACCAUCGAAUCAAGUUGUCAGGUAGAGGUUUUGGAGAUAUAGUAGUUAAGGACGAACCUUUAUCGCCCACCGGUGAACAAGAUAGUUCCGAUAUGGACGAACUGGAUGCAACAGGUGAAUCAACGCAAAGCAAAGGCGAUUCAAUGGACGUCAGUAUAAAUGAAAAUAAUGCGAAUCCGAACAAAGAGCAACAACAGGAACAAUGUUUACUUGAGGGAAGACUAGUGAAAUCUGUAGAAAUGUCUAUAGGGAUAAAGUACUGUUGCGAGGUUCUGAAUGGAAAGGCUUUUCUAUUUGGUGGCGAAACAAUCAUUGCACUACUGGAUACAAAUACAUUCGCCAAAAAGGAAAUAAGUCUUACUUAUAAUGCCAGCGAUGUAUCUUGUAUUGACGAAAAGCAAAUUGUCAUUUUUAUGUCAGAGCAAAAAUGGAUGCUAAACGCGAAUGUAAGUAGUUUCGAUAUUGAGCUUGGGACUAAAAGCUUUAUACCGGUGGAGCACAACUGGACACGUUUAGCUAGAAAAGGAACUCAGUAUGUUAUGUGUACUGAAACUGCUGUUUUCAUAUACAACCUUGUAUGGGAGAAACUUGGUACCAUUUCUCAUUUGAAUAAUAAGCCUUUGUUUACAGAAGCACCUCGGAGAUCUUGGAGAUCAUAUUCUAAUCUUUAUAAGGUCAAGAACACUAUCCGUGAUAUAGUAGUAGGAGAUAGUAACAUAAUCAUUGCAUCUGAAGAGAAACUGGUGGUAACAGACAAGGUAGGAAAUAUAAAGAAAACAUUUAAACCAGGUGGAAACAUCACGUGCUUUGAUGGCAGCCGGAUAUUUGUUUAUGGAAAUGGAAGAAUAAGCAUUGUCAAAGACACUGGAAAAUUCAUAGGAAUACUUCUCCAAGACAGGAAAGAAAGUUUUUCGAGCUCAUAUUGCAUUCAUUACGGACAAAUAUGUAAAAAAUUGCUUGUUUCAAGGUCGGGGGGAGUCAACAUAUUUUCUGUACAGUGAUAACUUAUCAUUUAUAUCGUUCAGCAGAACUCUUUACUCGCUUCAAUGAUGAUCACGGGUUUAUUACUACAUCUGAAACAAAAUGAAAAUGUAAAAAUAAUGACAUGAUGUGGAUUGAUGCUAGAUGCCUUUAACACAUGCAAAAAUUUUUUACGUGAUCUUAGAUAUAUUUGGAAGCAAAUACGUGAUAUCCGAAGGAAUUGUUUUAGAUUGUUACAUAUUAGUAGAAAUAAAUUUUCAAAACGUU